AUGUUGAAAGGGGCUAGGGCAAUUUAUGGGGGCACAAGGGGAAGACUAUAUGCCGCGAUGGUGGGGGUGAUGCUGCUAACUGUGCUCUGGUUUUUGGGAGAAAUGAGCGUGAGGAACAAGGAAACAGGGACGUUGUUAAGAAAGAAAGACAGUGGUAGAAAUUAUACGCCGAGGGUGUAUUAUGCUGUGGUGCACACGAGGUACUCUCCGGGGUGGUGCAGGAUGAUUGUAAGUUCUAUACUCACUAAUGCAUCGGUUGCGACACUGGGCAUGGGAGGCUGGUAUGGGCAUGUGAAGAGGUGGGACUGGAUUUAUAGUUACAUGGUGCGUGAGAAGAUGCGCGAAAGUGAUGUGAUUAUGUUGUUCGAUGGGGGAGAUACCUAUUUCACCGAUGCAGGUGUUAGGGAGGAGGCAGUGAAGCAUUUCCUCGACACUACACCAAAAAUCCCUGAAGCGUUCAACGAGACGGCUAUUUUAAGAGGAGAAAUGACACCUCCAAUGUUGUUUACCGCUGAGAAGGGUUGCGCUACUCCUCAGCUGAAUAUCAUGGUGAAGCCGGAGGGGAGGUCGGAGUUUCAAAACUGUAAGAAGUUGUUUGAUGACGCAAUGGAUGCAACAAGGGGUGUGGGAGUUGAAAAUAUUUUAAGGGUAAAUGAAUCGGGAAGGUCGUAUCUUAAUGGCGGAGGCGUGAUAGCCAGAGUGUGGGCGCUAAAAGAGGCUUUGAAAGUUUUCUUUAAUUUGAGACGCCAGAGCCUUAUUUGGCUAUGUGAUCAAACUAUGUGGACUAUAGUGUUGACAUGGAGCGUCAGUAGGCCGAAGCAUGUGAAGCCAAAAUUACUGCUGCGAAGGGGAAUUAUAUCCCUCGAUUACGAGACGCGUUUUUUUCAUUAUCCCCACAGUGUUUCGGUCGAAAGUGGCGUGGUUUUGCACUUCCCAACCUCAAUUAGUGCGUGGAGGAACCUGAUGCCCAAAUAUCUCAACCAAACAAGUUGGUUUAGAGCCCUUCGAGAUUCUUCCUUCCAACAGAAAAAUGCCUACAGACGUCUAUUGGAGAAUAGCUCUGUAGAAGUCCACACUGUGUGGGGCGCACGCCGGUAUAUGAAACUUAGUGGUGUGUGCCCUCUCUCGGACAUUUCAGACCCUAGAUGGCUUAUUCGACCACUGAGAAAAUAG
Messenger RNA from Trypanosoma brucei brucei TREU927, 1173 nucleotides. RefSeq names its product expression site-associated gene (ESAG) protein, putative. Lineage: Eukaryota; Euglenozoa; Kinetoplastea; Trypanosomatida; Trypanosomatidae. The transcript has a single exon. The record is from RefSeq and is a predicted model, not a curated record. Bases 1 to 1173 code for a protein of 390 amino acids.